UCUACGGCGGCGCGAGUCCGAGACUUCCGAGCAGUCGCAAGUCGGCGAGCGCGAGCACCGGAACCAAGCGCCACGCCACGGCCGCCACCGUCGAGGCCUCGAGGCGCGAGCGUACGGUCGGUGCCGACGGUCCGGGGGAUUCACCGGAGGGCGGCACCUAUGCACCAGACCGCGGGUCGCCCCUGUCAGCGGGGAGUGCGUGGGUGAAAGUGAGUGAGGAGCACGAGGCUGUCAGAUCCAAGGCCGAGGCAUGACGCUAGAGGACCCGUUCUUCGUCGUCAAGGAGGAGGUGAGCAGGGCCCUAAACAAAACGCGGGGCCUAUAUUCGCGCUGGACGGAUUUACAGAAUGUUGUGGCCGAAGGCGGAAAGGUCGUGGAGACUCCGACACCGACAUUGGCCAGGGGUCUGCUUAAGCUCAACACUCGCGAAGAACUUGAAUGGACGAGCACCGAACUUAGGAACGCCUUGCGCUCCAUUGAAUGGGAUCUUGAAGAUCUGGAAGAUACGAUCUGGAUCAUCGAGAAAAAUCCAAACAGUUUCAAAGUCGGCAAUAAAGAAUUAACAAUUAGACGAAAUUUCAUUGAACAAACUCGCGCGGAAGUUAAGAUAAUGAAAGACAAAAUGAAUAUAAGCAAGGGGAGAGAUCGUGACCGAACGGCCAGACAGCCAAUAAUAGAGAACAGUCCAACGAGAGUGCCAGCAAUUAAUCAUGGAACAACAAAGUACAGCAAAUUGGAGAAUGAAAUCGAUAGUCCCAAUCGACAAUUCCUCAACGAUGCAAUUUGUAAUCAGAGUUCAAUGAUGAGACAGCACGACGGGCAUCUGGAUGUUACGAGUGAUAAUAUUGGCUCUUUGAGGACUGUUUCGCAACAAAUAAAUUCAGAAUUCGACGAGCAGCAAGUAAUGCUCGAUGAUUUUAGUAAUAAAAUGGAAGUAGAAACCGAUUCAAAAUUAGACGCUACUAUGAAAAAAAUGGCUAAAGUUCUCCAUAUGAGUAAUGGUAACUAUAAUAAUUAUGUUCCUGCUCCCACUACUUCGACAUCUAAUACCUCUAAUUAUACUCCAAAGCCUUCUUCCCUUUCAUCCUUAUCAAGUACUAUAACCAACUGUUUUUUAUGCUCUAAAGAUUAGCAUCUAAAAGAUGCAAAUGGGCCUUACAUCUUGGUAAUUUUAUUCCAGAUAGUUUUAUUUUUUAAUAAUAUUAAAGAGUACAAGGAAAUUCCUAAUAAACAUUUCAAACCUUCAACUGUCCAUAACUAUUUUAUUUUAUGCGAUUGAACCAAAACAGUUCAAUUGCAUUGAAUUGAUUGGCAAUUUUUUUUAUCAAAAUAAAAUUCUUUUAUAAGACUAAAUUAGAAGACUUACAUAUUAUAUUAUACAACUUAUAAACAUACAAAACAUUUGCGUAAGAUAAUGUUUUACGUUUAUAAUAGGGCAUCUAGAUUAAUGUAUAAUUAA
Ceratosolen solmsi marchali is the source of this 1459-nucleotide messenger RNA. Its product is annotated as syntaxin-6. The record is from RefSeq and is a predicted model, not a curated record. Gene Ontology annotation, biological process: Golgi vesicle transport. Gene Ontology annotation, cellular component: membrane. Bases 251 to 1132 code for a protein of 293 amino acids. NCBI's taxonomy places the organism in Eukaryota, Metazoa, Arthropoda, Insecta, Hymenoptera, Agaonidae. The transcript is spliced from 6 exons.